Perognathus longimembris pacificus (Pacific pocket mouse) is the source of this 1082-nucleotide messenger RNA. RefSeq names its product ribosomal protein S10 (gene Rps10). NCBI's taxonomy places the organism in Eukaryota, Metazoa, Chordata, Mammalia, Rodentia, Heteromyidae. The coding region runs from base 81 to 623 and encodes 180 amino acids. The transcript has 6 exons. Gene Ontology annotation, cellular component: cytosolic small ribosomal subunit. The record is from RefSeq and is a predicted model, not a curated record. Gene Ontology annotation, molecular function: RNA binding; structural constituent of ribosome.
GCCACGUAGCCCGGAAGAGACGCCGCGUUGCGCAUGCCCCUUCCUUUCCAGCCUCGGCCUCGGACCCUGAAGCCGCCGUGAUGUUGAUGCCCAAGAAGAACCGGAUUGCCAUUUAUGAACUCCUUUUUAAGGAGGGGGUUAUGGUGGCCAAGAAGGAUGUCCACAUGCCCAAGCACCCAGAGCUGGCAGACAAGAAUGUGCCCAACCUUCACGUCAUGAAGGCCAUGCAGUCUCUCAAGUCUCGGGGCUAUGUGAAGGAACAGUUUGCCUGGAGGCAUUUUUAUUGGUACCUAACCAACGAGGGUAUCCAGUAUCUCCGUGAUUACCUCCAUCUGCCUCCUGAGAUUGUGCCUGCAACCUUGCGCCGGAGCCGACCUGAGACUGGCAGGCCUCGGCCAAAAGGUUUGGAGGGCGAGCGGCCUGCAAGACUCACAAGAGGAGAAGCUGACAGGGACACCUACAGACGGAGCGCCGUGCCCCCUGGUGCCGACAAGAAAGCCGAGGCUGGGGCUGGGUCAGCAACUGAAUUCCAGUUUGUGAGUAUCCCCCUGCUUGCUUUCCCUAAGCUGUUGCUAGUAUUGUCCUCACCCUCCCCAAAUCUCAAAAGGUCAUACAGUAUAUGAGAUGCAGUAGGCAAACUUUGAUAAAUUUAUACAUUCCUGAAGUGGAUCAUUUAUGAAUAAAUCACUUCAUAUGGCAAGUUUAUAUUUUGUUUCAUUACUACUGGUGGUUAUCGUAACUCCCAGAUUUAUAAAGUGAAGUUUGAAAAACAGGUCUAGUUCUGAGUCAUUCCAUAUGUAUUUGUGGACACUGGGUGGGUGGCCAUAUACUGGUUUUAACCAAUGAGGGAACUGGCCUGGGUGUCAUGUGUCAAAAUGGCACUCUGGCUGCUUGCUUUUAGUUGUCUGGGGAUUGUGAGACCAGAAACUUGGCAAGGCCCUGAGGAAGGAAAACAUGGAGUGUCCUAACCCGAUGUGCUUUCUCUUGCAGAGAGGUGGAUUUGGUCGUGGACGUGGUCAGCCACCCCAGUGAAGAUGGAGAGGAUCAUUUUGUGUUGAAUAAACAUGUAGCCAGAAAAAAUG